GGUCCCCGUCUACUGGGAAGCUGCAGUGACAUGGGAAGAGCCGGCCUCGGCGGUGGGAGGUAGUGAGUGAGACGCUAAGCUCUACGAUCCGGGCAAGGGAAGGGGAAGGAGGAGGGAAGCCGAUCUGCCGGCUGGCUGCCGAGAGGGUAGAACUGCAUCGGAGAGGGGAGCGUUGGCGAGAUUUGGAAGAUGACACCCCAGAAUUUGUGCUUUUCUCAUGGAUAGUUGAUUAGAGUUUGGAAGAGUAUGACGGGAGUGGCAAUUCCAUUGUUGGAUGUUUCAAGCCACUCCUCCAGAGCCAAGAAAUUACCUCCCUCAAAGGCUACAAUACGAUGCAUGUUAUGAAUUGUGUCUCCUUGGCCAGUGAAAAAGAAAAUGGGGAUCUCUCUGCUGCAGCUGGAUUAAUGAUUGGGCAAACACCCCCACCACCUCCACCACCCCCGCCACCACCCCCUCCACCAUUACCAUGUUCAGACAAUGGGUGUCCUAUUCCUCCCCCUCCACCUCUGCCAGGGGGUCCUCCUGUACCACCACCCCCUCCAGGACUACCUCCUUCUUAUGUGAAUGGACACGGCCACCUUAGUAAGAAAAAGAAAAUGAGGAGUUUUUUUUGGAAAACAAUUCCAGAAGAGCAAGUUCGUGGCAAGACUAACAUCUGGACAAUUGCUGCAAGACAGCCACAAAAGUAUCAGAUUGACACAAAGACUAUUGAAGAACUCUUUGGGCAGCAAGAAGAGAACAAAUCACCGGUUUCUAGAAGAGGUGGAUCUUUAAAUGCUUCCUUCAAAGACACGAAAGAAGAGAUUUCUGUCUUGGAUGCAAAACGGUGCAUGAACAUUGGGAUAUUUCUCAAGCAGUUCAAAAAGUCUCCCCAGUCCAUAGUCGAAGAUAUCCACCAAGGAAAAGGGGAACAUUAUGGAUCGGAAACAUUGCGAGAAUUUCUUAAGCUUUUGCCAGAGUCAGAAGAGGUAAAGAAAUUAAAAACAUUUAGUGGAGAUGCAGCCAAGCUGUCUCUGGCAGAUUCCUUUAUAUACUUCCUAAUUCAGGUGCCAAACUAUUCACUUCGGAUUGAAGCCAUGGUGCUAAAGAAGGAAUUUUUACCUUCCUGUUCUUCUCUAUGGGAUGACAUGUCCAUUUUAAGAGUGGCUACGAAGGAGCUGAUGUCCUGUGAGGAGUUGCAUUCUAUACUGCACUUGGUCCUCCAGGCUGGAAAUAUUAUGAAUGCGGGAGGUUAUGCUGGCAACGCAGUGGGGUUCAAAUUGUCAUCAUUGCUCAAAUUAGCAGACACGAAGGCAAACAAACCAGGGAUGAAUCUGCUCCACUUUGUGGCUCUGGAAGCCCAAAAGAAAGAUGUUAUUCUUCUGAACUUUUCUGAAAAAUUGCGUCAUGUUCAAGAUGCUGCCAGAUUAUCUCUGGAUAACACAGAAUCAGAACUUCACUCACUGUCUGCACGGACAAGAUCUCUAAAGGAAAAUAUCCAGCGGGAUCCCGAGCUUUGUCAACAGAUGGAAGCCUUUAUUAAGUUUGCUCUGCAAAAAUUGGAGGAACUGGAGUGUUUGAGAGGAGAGCUCCAGAAGGAAGCCCAUAACCUCAUAGACUUUUUCUGUGAAGACAAAGAAACCAUGAAGCUGGAUGAAUGCCUUCAGAUCUUUAGAGACUUCUGUACCAGAUUUGAUAAAGCUGUUAAGGACAACAGGGACCGAGAGAUGCAAGAACUCCGCCAGCUGCAGAAACUGAAGGGGCUGGAAGAGAAGAGACGGUCUUGGGCAGCUGGUGAGAUUGGAGGCUUUGGGAGGAGCAGCAGUGAGAAUGAUGUGGAGCUGUUGACAAAGAAGAGCCUAGAAGACUGUCUCCCCUUCCUGCACCAGAGGCCCAUUAGUCCUUCCCGACCCCCCAACUCCCGCCGCUCCCGGCUCUCCCUGGGCACCUCUGCAGAUCGAGAGCUGCUCACUUUCCUGGAGACCUCCACAGGGGAGGACCUAAACAAAUUCAACAGCCUGCCUAGGACGAGCACGAGGCAGGCCAGGCCGUCCAUGGCCUGGAUGGAAUCCACAGGGCCAAAGGAUGUGAACUCUAACCACUUAAGCUUCCAUCAGUCCCCAGAGGCUGAGAAGGACAGCAAUAACCCACCCCUGAUUCAGCCUGGGCAGUUUUCCAGUGCGUGUCUAGAGAAUUCUAAUGCCAUCCUUUACCGUACGCGGAGCCAUGCCAAUAAUAACAACUUACAAAGAAAUAGUGCACCUCCAUUGUCCCCCUUGACCACGGGGAUCGAGGAACGAGAACUUAUUCAUGGCUUGAUCCAGUUUGACCUCCAGGAGCCAACGAACCAAGUGGAGCCACCAGCAUUUAUCUCGGAGGACUCUAGCCCAGUGGAAUCAGAAUCCCUGGAUGAUGCGAGCUUGCCAUCCCUUACUGCUGCUGAUGAAAUCCUGGUGCCCAUUGGCAAAGGCUCUAAAGAAGUGACAGGAAGGAAAAAUGACAGCUCGACCCCAAAGGACGUGGCAGUUGAUGUUACAGUACCCAGCAGUACAGUCUCUGCAUCCACAGACACAAGUGAGUCUGAAAAUAAAGAGGCAGGGAUUAUUUUCUACAUCUCAGAUACCACCGACUGCUCCUUGACUUUGGAUUGCUCAGAAGGAAAUGAUCCCAAAAUGGGAAGCGGUGAAUCAAAGGAGGGAAAAACAGUGAAUGGCAUCAUGACUUUGGGUGCUGGUGACACGGAGGGAGAGACCAAGAGUAGCAGACUUCCCUCCAUCCCAAAUUUCAGUCCCUCCGGGGAAGACUGUGCUUUUGCUGUUGGGAAGAAUGAGCCUGGCUACAAAUGUGGCCUGUCCAAGGAUAAAGCAGCCAAAGGGAAAGAGGCAUCAGGACCAAAGAGAAACUCCCUGAAAGACACCCCUCCAAGUGCCUCCAAACCUGGGACUGUGCGGCGUAGCCUGGGGCCUUCUUCCAAGCCAGUGCGGACCCUGAAUGCCUCCGAAAAUGAGAAUAUGCGCAAGGUCGUUCCCAUCUCCAAAUCCAGCAGAGGUUCAGGGAGCUGGAAACGGCCUGAAAUACCAGCCCGGGUGCCCCCUCGGGAGGCCGCCAGCAGCACGGAUACUCGAAUGUCCCGCCGGAGCUCUGUCCGAGGCACUUCGGACACAUCCCCUCGAAGGCCUUCUGGGUUGGCGGUAGCGGCAGCUGUGGCCGCAGAAGAGCAGAGACUGCAGAGAGGAACCGUGACGUCCAGCAGCAUCCGUUUGGGGAAGGACUCUCCCUUGCAACACAAGACCUCCCUCAAGAAACCCAGCGCUAAACCCAUCAGGAAUCUCCCCAAACCAAAGGCAGAUGAAACAAAGAUCUGCCGUACCAACCCUCAGGAACCAGAGGAUGCUGAGGAAGUGCCCAAGCCCCCCCCACCUGUCAGCAUCCCUCGGGCCCCGCCCCCCAUUCCUAGCUUUGCCAGGAAUACGGUCGCCUCCUCUUCUAGGCGUUUGAAGACAGAUUCACCUCCUAUUUCCAAAGGACCAGGUAUCACCCGGGCAGCCUCUCAGAGGCAGCUGAGGAUAAAGAUGGCUCCUGAGGAUGCCCAGAGUAAGAAUGGCAGUACCUUGAGGCGAACCAGCAGCGCGCGAACUGCCCCAAAGUGCCCAGAACACAGUGAGAACAGCAGCGGGAAAGAGGAAGCCUCUUUGAAAGGGAGAGGCACUGUGGAGAAAUCUUCUCUGAAACGAAGGGAUUCCAAUAGGACCACACUGGGGAAAAUUCUGACUCCCUUAUGGAAAUGAGGGGGGGGGUCUGUUCUCCUCUUAAGACCACCACGCUGGGCUUGGGGGGCGCAUGGACAGAUUUUGGCAGUGGGCUGUCAACAUCGGAUGCCUUUGUUCCGCAUGGCCCACUCCAUGUGUUGACUUCGAAGUCUGUUUACUUUAGAGUCUCUAAAGGGACAGCCUCCAAGGACCAAGCAGCGUGUCAGGGCUCCACUCUCCGUCCCGUGGUGAAAGAACAACACGAAUGUAUGGAUUUCAUGCUGCUGUGAUGGAGCUGAGGGCCUGGGACCCAGCCGAGCUGUUGGUGCGGGUGCAUGUGAUUAAAUGUUCCACCUCUCCAAAAAAGGAAAAAGGAGAGAGGACUUUGGAAAUAAUAGAAGAUGAACUUUUUAUAUGACAAGUUAAAAAAACAAUAAACUUUUGGCCAGUUUUUGUAUGACAGACUUAUUUUAUAAGAUGAUAUAAGUUAAAUAUUCCCAGUUUCCUUUUCUGAGUGAAAUGCCUCCCAAGGAACAGUACAGGGAAAAAAAUGAUCUAUUAAUAUGAAGAUCUUUAUUGUCUUCCUUUAAUCCCGUGGCCUCGGGAGUCUGAUGUGCCUCUCUUGGGGUCCUUUUGCUGGCAAUAGGACCUCUUUGGCCUGCAAACCCCCAAGGUGAUGAUGUUUCACAGCAUGGUUCUAGCUCCAGGUGCAUGGGCCCAGUGUUUUUGGUGCAUGUAUGUUUAUAUGUAUGUGUGAGAGCGAGAAAGAAAGAACACAUGGGUAGCAAUGAGGGAGAGAGAUCUCUGCUGGACAGAAAGCCACUCUUCCCUGUGGGCUGCAGUAUCCUCUAUUGAAAAACUGAGGUUGGUGGAAAACAGACACCGUGAGUGUUGGGCAGGCCUGGCCUCUCGGGAGCAAAGUCCACGGCUGGGGGUGUAACAAGUGGCAGCCAUGUGCACAAUUGCCACCUGGUUUUCUGCCCCAUGUUUAAGACUUCCGUAGAUCCAGACCUCCAGGGGUUAACUCAGUGCUAAGUACAGAGUGUGUAUUCUUUGUCUCUCCCCAGUUUGUUCUUCUGCUGUAAAAUGCUGUGAAUGCUGCUAUCAUUUGUGUAAACUCUGGUUAGAGAGAUGGGGGAGAGUCUUUUGUUGUCCAGUCUUCCUUUUUUCUGUGAUUGCAUGGAGAGAUACUGUCUGUCACAUGGCGCUCUAUCAUCUAAGCAUCUUCCUUUUGGUAUGGUUUUUGAAAACUGAAAGAGGCUUAGUCCUGGAUUUAAAAGAAAAACAAAAACCAACUUCUUGAUAGACAAACAUCGCUUUCAAAAGUAUUUUUAUCGGCAGGGACAAAAAGGGAGGGGGAUCAAAAUCAGGCUUAAUGAAAGGUUUGGGCCUUAACCAGCUUUACCAAAAUGCCCUUUUCCUACUUCCCUUUGAGAGUAAUUUAUGUCACUAGGGACCUAAAGGUAAUUCUUAUUUUGUUUUUAUUUUAUUUUGUUUUUAAGUUACCUUUUUAUUUACGUCUUAGUGAAAUCUUAUUUUUCUAAAUACAGUGGCAAGUGUAUUUUGGUCAAGUAUGGCUGAUUGAGUUAUUCACUCCACCACAUGUUACUCUUUCCCUGUUCCAAUGGAAUGUGUUGUUGGUCAAAAUGAAUUUUAUUACCUUCAUACUUCCAUAAACCAGCCACGUGGGACAGGAUGAAUUUUGUGACUUAAGUAAGACCGCUGACCACCAGACUUGAAGAAAAAAAGAUAUAGUCCCACUGAAGUCUCUCGCUUCCCUGGGGCUUGCUUUUAGGAAUGGACCCAGAGCAUCUGAAAGUGUGGGCCUUUGGUGAACAAGCUAGGUGGAGAAAAAAUACACCACUUCUAAGGGGGAUUUUGCUUGAAAAUCUUAUAAGCUGUUUGGGACUUCCCGUGCUUGGACUUGCUCUGAAAUGGGGUCUUAUUCAGCCCUGUCUUCUGUGUGUUCAUCUGCAUGAGCAGGUGGUUGGUUUUUAUUACCUUUUAUUGGUAGUAAGCGUGGAAAAAAAUAAUUUAAGUGAGUUUCAGAAAAUGUAAAUAAGUUUCCAUAUGAAUUUGUGUAAGAUGAACUGAAUGUAUUUAAUGGACCAUUUAUACGUUCUUCAGCAUUAUGUAGUUUAAUAAAGUUCCUGU
Molecule: messenger RNA, 5882 nt
Organism: Dromiciops gliroides (monito del monte)
Lineage: Eukaryota; Metazoa; Chordata; Mammalia; Microbiotheria; Microbiotheriidae
Gene: FHDC1
Product: FH2 domain containing 1
Exons: 12
Coding region: 333-3767 (1144 amino acids)
Biological process (GO): actin filament polymerization
Cellular component (GO): actin filament; cytoplasm
Molecular function (GO): microtubule binding; actin binding
Source: RefSeq, a predicted model, not a curated record